AUGAUUCGUUUUGAAAUUGUUUCAAACCAAAUUGGUGGUGGUGGUUGUAGUAGUAGAACAACGACAACAACGAUCAACAAGAGUUUAAUAUUGGGAUCAUCGUCGUCAUCAUCAUCAUCAUCAUCAUCAUUACAUUUAACUAGCUUUUCAUAUAAUGAUAGAUUAGGUUAUUCUUCAAGUACAACCUAUGUAAACAUUCAAAAUAACACUUCGAGUGCAAACAAGACAAAACAAGAUUUACAAAAGAGAUUGGAGCAGAUAUCAAGAGGUACUACCAACCGACUACCACAACAACCGCUAUUACCAAACAGCAGUAAUCUAUAUCUACAAUAUAAUCCACGUACAAAAGAAAGAGAAACUAUAACUGUCGAACAUUUCAAUACUUUAUCACCAAAAGACAAAAUAUUUGGACUUGAUAAAUUAGAUCAUGUUAAAGAUGUUGGAGCUGUGAUUCAGUUCUAUUACGAUUAUAAAGAUGAUUUGGAGAUGAGAGUCAAUCCAAAGUUUUACCUAAAGUUGAUGAAGGCACUCAAAAACAGACAACAUAAACCCGAACAUUUGCAAUUGGUCGAGACUGUGUACAACAGUUACGAGCGUGCGUUGGGUGGCAAGAGCGAGGACGCACACAGCGACAUGCGUCGAGCUAUCUUGACGACACUCAUCUCUUACUAUGUGGUCGCUGGCAAGCUGCUCGACUCGCUCAACAAGUCGACUACCGUCAAGAUGGACCAACGUCUCUUUACCUCGAUCACCGAGUCGUUGAACCAACUUGAUGCACCCACAUGCUUCAAGUUUUACACUAGUCUCAAGGACGACCACGCCAUCUCCUCGUUUAUCAGUUACUGGUCGUUCCACCAUAUACUCAAUGCUGCACCAACUGCUCAUGACGCAUACCAACUUUGGAAUAGAUAUGCUUAUAUUUCAUCCGUCACAAAAGAUCCAAAUACAAAUACAGCUACAACAACAAAACUAGCAAACAUGAAAUUUGUAUCAAGACAUUCAUUGGAAACAUAUGCACGUAAAUUGGUAUACCAAACUGGAUAUGUGUAUCGUCGUCAAGUCAAUAUUCCAGCAGAGGUGAAUAUACCACAUGAAAUGAACCAAUUAUUUAAUAUGGCAAAGACUUCUUUUGUCGGUCUUUAUGACCACACCUCAUUCUUUUAUAAUCUCGUGUUACGGUCAUUAUUGGCAGAAGCUAACCUACAAGAUGCUUGGAAACUAUUCCUUUUCCUCCAAAAAGAAGCUAAAGAGUCGUCACCGGGUGUGUUUGAUGCCGAGACGUAUCGUAUCAUGCUCGAGUAUCUUUUAGCCCAUUGCUCACAGAAAUUGUGUAGUAACCUCGCCACUCAAUUAAUAACAGACCAAAACUAUUUUUCAAAGCAAAAUUCCUUCAUUGGACAACAAGAUUUACGUACUCUCUGGGAGAAUGUAGCAGUCUCUAUCACACAGGCAGACAACCAAAGCGUCAUAUUCCCAUCAAUCCAAUUAUUUAAACAAAUGGCAAGAACCAUCCCACAACAUCCAUAUAUCUCUCGUUAUCAAAAAAUGCUCGAACCUUAUUUGUUGUCAAAGAAUAUUUCUCCAUCAACUAUUAAAUCACUCUUUUCUCAUUAA
Messenger RNA from Cavenderia fasciculata, 1614 nucleotides. RefSeq lists its product as uncharacterized. Lineage: Eukaryota; Evosea; Eumycetozoa; Acytosteliales; Cavenderiaceae. The record is from RefSeq and is a predicted model, not a curated record. Bases 1 to 1614 code for a protein of 537 amino acids. The transcript has 4 exons.